AUGGAUAAGUGGUUAUUGGGAGAUAACAUCGGUGCUGUAUUGAAAAUGCUCGCGUCGGCGGCAUCGGCUAAUAUCACGAGGAACUCCUUGUCCACCAUGUUCCAAGCGCGACGUUCCGUUGACCGACCGCUAGUUAUGAACCGUACAGAGAAACAGUCCCUCGCAAAUCGCCCUCCGCCCCCGGCUACGAUAGUCCCUCGCGCCGCAGAUGGCCCCCGCCCCGUCGGAUGGAACGGGCAGCCCAAGAGGCACGGGUCCAGCAGGUUCAACGUUCAGAAUCACAAUCAGGAGCUGGUCAAAUUGCCCUCGAUCAAAGAGGAUAGAGCGUAUAGAUUGCGUGGAGGCAGUGCGAGGGUUGUGCGCCGGGGGAGGUGCGCGCGCAUCGGAGCGGCGGCGGGCGCGGUCGCGUGCCGGUCCGGCAGUCCGGCCGCCCCCGCAGCUAGCACCGCCCGGCGCCGUGCCGGCUCCCGCUCGGAUGCCGCCGCCGGCCGCCGCUUGCGAUGGUCCACGCCGGGCCGACUGUCCGCGCGCCCUCCCGCGCUAUGUUCACCGCCGCUGAUGCGAAACCGCGCCGCGCCGUCUCGCCACUCGGUAUACCCAAGUCCCCCUCUUUCCACUCCGGCCUGGACCUGGUCGCGAGCCAGACCAAGCGCUCCGAGAGCGUGUCCGACGUAG
Leptosia nina is the source of this 675-nucleotide messenger RNA. Lineage: Eukaryota; Metazoa; Arthropoda; Insecta; Lepidoptera; Pieridae. The record is from the annotation of a GenBank genome assembly.